CAAGACCUAUAUGGUUCUGUUGUUUCUUCCUCUUCUUUCUUCUAAGCUCCAAAUCCCACAGAUAAAAUCCCAAGCACUACCUUCCACUGAAAGAAAUUAAACUUAUCAUAUGAAUUUUGUCGGUGCAGUACGUUGAACCGUUCCUGUGAUCUUUGCACACCAGGUGUUUGAUUAAAUUCUUAGGUCAGUGCGUUACGCACACAAGGUGUUUGAUCAAAGUUCUGGUGCUGAAUUGUUGGUGGAAUGGGGCGAGGGAGAGUGCAAUUGAAGAGGAUAGAGAACAAGAUCAAUCGCCAAGUUACUUUCUCUAAGAGGAGAGCUGGUUUGCUUAAGAAGGCUAACGAGAUCUCCGUUCUCUGUGAUGCCGAGGUUGCUCUCAUCAUCUUCUCUACCAAAGGGAAGCUCUUUCAGUUCUCUAGCGAUUCCUGUAUGGAGAGGAUAAUUGAAAGGUAUGAAAGGUAUUCAUAUGCGGAGAGACAGCAGCUUGUGGCAAAUGCUCAGGGACCAAAUGCAAACUGGACUUUAGAACAUGCAAAGCUCAAAGCAAGGGUGGAAGUCUUACAAAGGAAUCAAAGGCAUUUUAUGGGUGAAGAUCUUCAAGGCCUAAGUAUGAGAGAACUUCAGAAUUUAGAACAACAGCUUGAUUCUGCUCUCAAACAAAUUCGAUCACGAAAGAAUCAAAUCAUGUAUGAGAAUAUCUCACUGCUUCAGAAAAAGGAGAAAGCUCUAAAUGAACAAAACAAUUCACUAGCUAAGAAGAUCAAGGGAAAAGAAAAAGCUACCACAGAACAGACUCAUCAAUUGGAGCUGCAAGAUAAUUAUACUGUUGCACCUCAAACCUCAGAAAACUUGAAUAUUAGAGGAAUGCCACAAGAUAGAAGUGAUAAUGAAGAAGAUAAUGAUAAUGAAGAAGGUAUCCAAACUAAUGCUAGUGCUAAUAUCCUUCUUCCCAAUUGGAUGAUUCCUCCUACAAAUGAAUAGAAUUGUUCAAAGGUGUUACACAACAUAUAUGAUGGAUAUAUAUGAUUUGGAAAAGAAACCUACCUUAUUUGAUGAAAAUUGUAAAAUGUAAAAUGUCUAAUUUGUUAUGUGGUGUAUCUCAUUUGAUGACUUUAAUUAAUUAAUUACCUAAAAUAUAAUAAUGUGUGUGUUAGUGUGUCUAA
This is a messenger RNA of Arachis duranensis, 1163 nucleotides long. RefSeq names its product truncated transcription factor CAULIFLOWER A. Gene Ontology annotation, molecular function: protein dimerization activity; RNA polymerase II cis-regulatory region sequence-specific DNA binding; DNA-binding transcription factor activity, RNA polymerase II-specific. The transcript has 8 exons. Gene Ontology annotation, biological process: positive regulation of transcription by RNA polymerase II. The coding region runs from base 244 to 981 and encodes 245 amino acids. The record is from RefSeq and is a predicted model, not a curated record. Lineage: Eukaryota; Viridiplantae; Streptophyta; Magnoliopsida; Fabales; Fabaceae. Gene Ontology annotation, cellular component: nucleus.